Marchantia polymorpha subsp. ruderalis is the source of this 1005-nucleotide messenger RNA. NCBI's taxonomy places the organism in Eukaryota, Viridiplantae, Streptophyta, Marchantiopsida, Marchantiales, Marchantiaceae. The record is from the annotation of a GenBank genome assembly.
GACGGGUUCUGAGGAGAUCUCCUAGUCCCCAUUGCAACAUGUGUUCUUCUGUCAAGUAUGCAGCUUACUGGCUAUCAUACCAAAGUUGAUAGUUUCAAAAGGUGAAAUCAUGAGACAGCAUAAGCUGCCCCAGGCAGAUGACAGGAUCAGCUCACCCAGAACUGACUACGGCGAGUCUAGGCCAAGGGGCCUACAUUUAAUGUGCCGAAUGAUGAGACGUACCUCCACAAUCAUCCUCGCUCGCAAAGCAAAGUUCCAAAGAAAGUUCUGCAGGUGCAGACCACUGCGGGUCCUGCACGUGUUGAACAUUGCAGAACUGUUCCCGGUUCGAGGCUGCAGGAAAUAGCGAUCAGAAAAGCUUGGACCUUGUGGGCGUUGCCUUUGACUUGCCUUUUCAUCUGCGAGUCAGUUGCAAGGAGCGAUCUAGUGAACGAGUUAAAGAAAGUGGAAAGUUUUUAACUAGAUCAACGAGCAAAAAAAUGCAGCUGCGGGAAGAGAAGAAUGAGGAGGAGGAGGAGGAGGUUCCUCUAUUUUGACCCGGUCAAGCUGCAAGCUUGCAGGAGGGCAGGGCAGGCAGGCAUCCAAAUAACAAACUUUAGCAGUGUCUGGAAGCGUGCACGGAAGCAGUAGCAGUUCGUGACCGAGGAGGAGGGAGGAGGCGAAGCUCAUUGUUGGUGUUGCUGCUGACAUUCUGAGCUUAACGAACGAAGGCUUUGUUUUUGACGAUGCGAACUUAGCUUAGAUUAGCUUAGCACCGUGGCCACCUUAAAAUACUGAUUUAGAGCCAUGGCUUAAUUAUCGGUAUCCGACAUGAUCAUGCAUAGUAAUUUCAGCUUUGUACAGAUCCAUAGUAAGUAAUGUGGCCAUGCAUGUGAUAUUUACCUCUGCCAUGGACUAUUGCAUGUCAUUGCCUCGCUUGCAACUGUCACCUGAAUAUUUGUGCGGAUUGACGAUCCAAUCCAGUGGCGAGUGAACUCAAUGAAAGGACUUUUUGUUAUUGUUUGC